GCUCAGGGGGGGCCUCAGGCAUCCGGGGCGGGGUGGGGGCACGAGGGCUGAGCGGCACUUCCUGCCCCCGGAAAGGGGAAGUGAGAGCAGGGACCGGGGCUGCCAGGGGGCCAAGAGAGUUUGGGGGUGACCCAGGAGCUCGGGAAGGCCCCGUCGCUGGGAGGCUCAGGUGACCCCCUGCUCCCCAGCCCCCCCUGUACCAGGACGCCGUCGCCCGCCGGGCCCUGCGGCCGCCCCUGCUCAGGAGUGUCUCGGUGCCGGCCGAGCCCCCCGCGCCCCCCCCCCAUGGAUGUCACCUACGCCGUGGUCAACAAGGCGCGCCGGGGGGGCGGAGCCACUGGACGAGACCCCGCCCCCUUCGGGCGAGACCCCGCCCCCUCGGGCACGUGCUCCCUCCCGGGGAGCCCCGUGCACCGCCCCUCCCCCACCCCGGCAGGCUCCCCCCGACCCGCUGACGGCGCCUACGAGGUUGUGACCCCCCCCGGGGACCCCGGGAGCGGCCCCUGCCUCGGGUUUAACUUCCGCAUCGGGAAGCCCAAGGGCCCACGGGACCCCCCGGCCGAGUGGUCCCAGGUGUGAAGGGGGGACGGACCCCUGGGCCCCUCCUGCCAGGGAG
This is a messenger RNA of Corapipo altera (White-ruffed manakin), 616 nucleotides long. Its product is annotated as tyrosine-protein phosphatase non-receptor type 18-like. The transcript is spliced from 4 exons. The coding region runs from base 286 to 579 and encodes 97 amino acids. NCBI's taxonomy places the organism in Eukaryota, Metazoa, Chordata, Aves, Passeriformes, Pipridae. The record is from RefSeq and is a predicted model, not a curated record.